AAUGUAAGUUUCUGUUUUCUUUCUGUUCACAGGGCAGUUUGUGAGACACCAGCCAACAAUGGCGAAUCCGUUACAGAAGCUGGUGGCAGAGAAGAAGGACAUGGUGGAGACGGUGAUGGAGGUGUUCGAACAGGGAGCCGAAGUGGUGGCCAGCAUCGCCGGAGACCUCUUCCCCGUGUUCUCCAUCGCCGCUCCCAUUGUCAAGCUGGCUCUGGACAACGUGGAGAGCAAAGAGGCGGCCUUCAUGAAGGAGCAGUUCCAGAAGGUCCGAGACCGCCUGGACGUGGCCUCCGAGGAGCUGCAGCGGAUCAACGACGAGAUCAAGAAGAGCGGGGUGGACGCUGCCUACUUCUCUGUGGAGGAAAACAUCACCAACCAGUUCAGGAAGUACAUGGACAUCCUCAACGCCAAGCCGAAGUUCAGAGAGGUGAAGAAGAAGCUUUUCCUGGAACAUUUCGCCAAAACCGGUGGAGAAAAGAACCUGCAUAUCCUCUACAACGCUGUGACCGGAGAAACGUUCUCCGGGGAGCCGAUCCUUGAGAUCAUCCAGAACUACGAGGAGAAAAGCCGCCGACCCAUGGAGGACUUUUGUGCUCGGCUGAAGAAGCUCUUCUGUGUGGGGCUCAUUGCGCUUUUGGGGCACGCUGCCCUGAAAGGCUAUGACGAAGAUGAGGCUCUUCUGAAAGAGUGGGGGGAAAAUAUGAACAAAGUCCAAGCCAAAAUGAACGCCGUCAUCGAAGACUGCAUCGUUAGCUUCCCUCAGCAGGCCGAACAGGACUCCCGCCGUCUGGUGAGAGACCAGGAGGGCUUAACCAACCAGCAGCUAGCCGACGCUAUCAUCGAGAAGCUAAAGAAGAAGUACGACUGGGUGGGCUGGUCUGUGCGCGUCUUCAGGUCUCCCACUGGCCUGUUCACCAACAAGAAGGACUACCAGUGCGCCACCGGGAAGAGCCGCUUCCAGGUUCCCACGUCGGACGAGAAACUGAACGUCUGGGUGUCGUUCAGCUCCUCGCCUGAACCCGUGGAUAAGAGCCACAUCCAGCAGCUGAUCCAGAGUCAGAAGAAGCUCACCGUGGUGGGAGUAGCCGAGUUCCUGUUCGAGAAGCUGCCGGGCGACUGCGUCGUCCACACCAUCAAAACCAGCAAAGACCUGGGCUACUCCUGGAGCUUCGAGGACGACCUGCACUACUGGGAGGAGCACAAGAACUUCUACGUCUGCGUUCAUUCAGCCUGAAGAUUUAGAGAAAACUCUGUUUGCACAAAUUAUAGCACCACGCUGCUCCGCCGUCCUCAUUCAGAUAUUCCUCAGAAUGUGCCUUUAGAUAUUAUAAAGUUGAGAGUGUAAGUACCUAAUGUGAUCUGAGUGAAGCUAACAGCUAUCAGAGCAAAGCCAUUCAACAAGGGAGACAUUAAAGACUCAAAUUUCCAAAGAUUUAUGUUAUUUAACCAACUGCAUCCAUGUAGCUGCAGCUUUUCUAACCCAAAACAAAAAUAAAACGGUAAAAACAAGCAAAUUUAUUUAACCAUAUGAAUUUGCAUUGUUGAACAGAAGAAGAGUUUAGAAAAAGCUGCAGAGCAACAUGGACAUCGUUGAGUUAAUAAAUUAAGAAAUGACACAAUCAUCUUCUGCAAGAGCAACUUCAGUUUUAUUGUUUUUGUCCGUUUUUAUUGGCCUGCUGUGUUUAUGUGUAGCUGUUAGCAUUACUCACUGGCUGGUGUCCUGAAAACAAGUUAACACUCUAAAAAAGGUCUUUUAUAAAAUGUUUUAUUCCUUUCUUAUACCUUUAAUUGUGUAAAAACAAAAACACACAUCUCCUUCUGCCUUUUUCAGAACAAAUUGUUGAGGUUUCAUAAUAAUAUUCCUCUUUAGAAGAUUUUGGCAGGAUUUAGUGUUUCAACCUGGACAUGUUUUCAUUAGAAAAAGAAAAUUGUUUUGGACGUUCUGGCGCUGAUGAAGCUGAGCUCACCCUAAACGGGCCGUUUGUAUCAAAACCACAGAAAACUGGAAACCCUCCGUUUGAUUUCACCUUUAAUUCUUAUUUGGCCUAAAAGAAAAUGAGCAUUGUUUCUUUUUCUGUCCACUAAUCAGCACUGAAGCUCCAGCUUCUGUCGGCUUUCAGUGGCGUCAAACAUCUCCAAGCUUCUUCCUGCUCUGACGUCUCGCGUUUUGUGCAGCUGAAAUUCACUUUUCAAAGGUUUAGUUGAAUUUUUGAUUCAUUUUGGGUUUUUGGGGAUUUUGGGUUUUUAUCAAAAUGUUUCUAAUCUGACGUUCAUGUUCACACUACCUGCUGACGAUGCAGUCAUAUUCAAUAGAUUGUAAGCUGCUUAAAAGAAUCAAGCAUACUUUUUAUUAAUUAAGCCCACAUUUCUGUUUUAAAAUGUUUUUUUCAUCUGUAAUAAUUAACAGAAGGUUUAAAAAUAUCAGUCUGUGUGAAAUGUAUCUGUAUGAUGUGUCACUUUUGGUGAAUUUAUUAAUGAAACUAAUGAACUUUUAAAAAUAUUCAGAUUUAUUGAAUAUGACUGUAUGAUGCACUGACUUCAUAGUUGAGGGUUUUCUGCUGUUCUGUCAUCGUUACGUUUCUUUUUCAAUUGAUAUAAAAAAAAAAUCAAUAACACAUUUUGUGACAGUUUUUACACUUUCUAUUGAUGUGGUUCCCUGUAACCAACAAAAUAAAUAAAUCUUGAUUAAAUGCA
This is a messenger RNA of Poecilia reticulata (guppy), 2694 nucleotides long. The record is from RefSeq and is a predicted model, not a curated record. NCBI's taxonomy places the organism in Eukaryota, Metazoa, Chordata, Actinopteri, Cyprinodontiformes, Poeciliidae.